Molecule: messenger RNA, 2602 nt
Organism: Porites lobata
Lineage: Eukaryota; Metazoa; Cnidaria; Anthozoa; Scleractinia; Poritidae
Source: the annotation of a GenBank genome assembly
AUGAGUUCUACUACAGCUUCAAGUAGAAGACUUGAAGGAAAAGUUGCAAUUGUUACAGCAUCAACAGACGGGUGGGUAACGCAAUAUUUUUUCAGCUCAUUUGAACUACAAAUUGAACUGAUAAAAUCUAUAAUCGAAUCUCAGGCUCAAAAAUUUUGUAGUCAUAUUUGCAAGAAAAGAAAACUUAAAAGUAAAGAAGAGUUUGUACAGACUAGCCGUAACUAAAGGUUAGGAAGUGCUUGCGAACAUGUACGUUCACCUUAAAGGUGCGAUUGAUAUUGAGAACCGCUUUUUUUUAAGUGUACUUGAAUCAGAGAAAGCCCCUUUACGUGUAGUUCCAGUGUCAACAAAAGGAAUCGGGGCGGAUCAUGAACGUGGAAACUGAAUGGAACAAGUCAGUAAACAAAUCAAAUUUUGAGUUCCACGAUUUUAUUUUCAGUGGCUUAGAUAUGAUUAGCUUGCGAACCAUCAGAAGCGAGGAGAGACAGCUGGAUGACAGCUGUAUUCGCAGGCAAAGGUACAGUGGAACCCCACCUUAUGGCCACCUCGUUAAUACGGGUCACCUGGUUAUUAUGGCCAAAUUUUUCCAGCCCAUUGGUGACCGUAUUAAUGGGGUUCCACUGUACAAUGAAAACGGUAAUGUGUGACAUAAACAACACUCAACGUGGAAUUAUACAGUCAUGUCAUGACUACUUGAAGUCCUUUUAUUCAAUGGGAUAUUCAAUCCAUGUUCAAUGACCAAAGGGCAUUGAAAUGUAAUAGAAAAUCAUGAAAAAAGUUAUUGAAGCUUAGAUGAAAAGUAACAUAACAUGCUUGGAAAUGUAUAGAAAUACAAAAACCAUGCACUCUGUAGUACAGUGUAACCUGAGUUAACUUAGUUACAUGGGUGUAUAGACUUUGUAAUCACUUGUAUCUUACCGAAGACUCGUCCUGCACUAAGCUGAGAUCAGGCUCUACUUUCAUUUCCCUUGGUAAAUAGAUUUCCGGCUGGCAGUGUGUAUUGAAAAGUCUUGUAUAUAGUGCAUUACAUGUAUACCUGAAUUUUAUUAUGUGCGUUUUUUCGAAUCAAACAAAUAUUGUUCUUACAUCACUUGCAUUUGCAUUCACGUGAUUACAGAGAACCUUAAACUCAACACUAGGGCCUUUGUGGCCGUACCAUGCAUAGUGGUUGGCUCAUCAUGGCCAUCCCAAGAGUGAGGACAGAUUUUGGAAAAACCUCGCUAUACAGUUUUAUAAAGUUCCAGUGACCAAGAAAAGUCUGUGGGUUUCUCUUGUUGCCUGCAAAAAGCAGAAUAGACCUGCUAUUAUGGCACUUUAUAUUAUAUGCCGAUUUCACGUUGUUUUCUCUUGUUGUGCAUAAAAUUAUACCGUAUUUUUAUUAUUCUAUACAUAAAGCUUACAAAAACAAAGGAAAAUAGAAGAUUAAACCAAUGAUAAGCUUAAAAUUGAUUCACACUAGUGAUACAUAUUUUCCCUGUAAAGAAGUGUAAAUGUUCAUUCCACACUUUUGAAUAGAUAUUUUGAAAGGAUUAUGGUCAUAUGAGUGCUUUGUAAUUCCCAUAAAUUAGGCUAAACGAUUAGAUUUGGCUGAGAGGCGUGUUUGCAUCAAGAUGUUUUUCAGUUAGCCUGGGACCAAGCUUUGAAGUGGGGGAAAAGGUGAAUGAAAUGGGCGAGCGAAGCAAGUCGAGCAGGAGUCUAACCCUUUCCCCCUCCCCAAGCCAUUGCUUGCCUCUCUUUGCUUGCCGAUUUUUCUUUCUGUUUCAACCUGCCUUUUAUCUUUUUCUCCCACUACAGUGCCUGCUCCCAGGCUAUUUUCCUAUGCACAAGCUAAUCAUGCAAACGUAAAUUUGAAAAAGUUUUGGAGCUGAAAACUUGACAAGUUACCUUAUCUAUCCAUUUCCUCGACAGAUGAUUAUGAAACAUGGAAAAACUAAACAUGCUGUAUGAAGGUUGUUUCAGUUAAGUCAGUCACUGUCAACAACAGUCCUCUUCAUGGCCCAGUUGUUCGAAAGAUGGAUAUAGUACUAUCCAGUGAAUAAAUCUCUAUCCAGUGGUAAAUUUUUAUUGCUUAAAUUUCAUAUUGUAGGUAAAUUAUUUUCUUUCUAAUGAUGUUCAUUAUCAUGCUCAAUUAAAAACUAAAGAGAGCCCAACCCCCUAUCGAAGUCCACAUGUACAGCUGGGCUGCAAAGUGAAGCAAGGUCUUAACUUGGAAAAUGUUGGAUGCUACUGUUUGCCAACUACCUGAUUUAUAAGCUAAGGAAAAUUUCCACAAUAUUUUAAGAAAUUUCAAAAGCAAAACAUUUUACUAGUUUAGCAGGAGUGCCAGCUUUUUUUCUAAAGGUGAUAUUUGAUACUUUGUACGUGUAAUUUUAUUUUAUUACUAUGAUAAUAUUAGUAUUUAAAUUUCCACUUCAAGAUAGGAUUUGGAAUUGCCAAGCAGCUUGUUCGAGAUGGUGCCAAAGUCAUGAUUAGCAGUUGGAAACAAGACAGGGUUUCUAGUGCUGUUUCAGAGUUGGAAAACCAGGAGCGAGGUUGUGAAGUUAAAGGUGUGGUGUGCCACGUCGCAAAGCCUCAGCAUCGUAAGAAUCUCUUUGAAGAUUAG